Molecule: messenger RNA, 546 nt
Organism: Lasiosphaeria miniovina
Lineage: Eukaryota; Fungi; Ascomycota; Sordariomycetes; Sordariales; Lasiosphaeriaceae
Exons: 3
Coding region: 1-546 (181 amino acids)
Source: RefSeq, a predicted model, not a curated record
AUGUCACACCACGUUGAGCCAGCAAGCGCAGCAAGGGACCCAGAUUGGACCCAGACAUUGCCACGAGGGACUACCCAAUGCGAGAUGCGCGGCCCGGCAUCGGCAGCCAGGGUUCGAAAGCACCAGGCCCGCAGGCCGGCCUCUGUAGCGGGCGCUUCCAGUAGCGGGUCCACGCCUGCCAGUUUCACGUCUGCCACAUGUGGCAAACAAAGAAACAGAGCAUCGAGCUCGGGUUCUCGCACGGGCAGCUCCGAGGGGGCGAGUGGUUCUGCCACUGGCGACGAAUACCAGCAUGCCGGCGGCAGCAGCAGCAGCAGCAGCGGCGGCGGCCCCGCCACCACCACCACCGCCUGGCCGAUGGAAGGAGUCCGCAUCAGCGAUGUUACGUGGCCGGGGCAGCUACCUGCCCGCCGUGAACUAGUGCGGCGGCGCGGCGUCGAUGCCUCUAGGCUCUACCACGCGCUGGAAAAUUCUAGGCCCGAGAGGAUCCCCGAGCGAAGUCAUGGGGGCGAUAUGGAAGACGCAAAGUGGGCAUGGACGGCGUGA